This is a messenger RNA of Danaus chrysippus (African queen), 2364 nucleotides long. The record is from the annotation of a GenBank genome assembly. NCBI's taxonomy places the organism in Eukaryota, Metazoa, Arthropoda, Insecta, Lepidoptera, Nymphalidae.
AUGUGGCUAACAGGGGCGCUGUCAAUACUGUGUGUGUCAAGCGUGCUGUCAGAUUGGCAUUGCCCAGAAAUAAGCUCCCGUCCUUUAGCUGAAUGCUCCUGCGAUUUACCUCAUACUUUAAGAUGCACUGGCGACCAUAAUGCUUUACAGAUAAUUGGACGUCACUUAAGAGAACAGAGAGCUAGGAACAAAAAUACAGCUGUAUCUCUGCUUGAUUGUGCUUUACGAGGCUUGUCUUCUUUGACAUCUGCGUCUGUAUCUGAGCUGGCGGGAGUUGGUUUACACGGCCUGGUUAUAUCAUCUGGAGAUAUUAAACGAGUGCAGUCUGGAGCUUUCAAUAGCAUAUCAUCAACCUUACUAGCAUUGGGUUUGCCAAACAAUCAAUUGCCGUUGGUUCCGACAGAAGCAUUAGUACGUUUGGUACAUCUAGAUCGUUUGGAUCUUUCAAAUAAUAAAAUUCACACGUUGGAUGCGAAUUCGUUUAAGGGCGUACAUAAUCUUACUUACCUUGACAUCAGUGAUAACCAGUUGACAAGCAUCGCUGAUGGUGCUUUUCAACCUUUGAUUAAACUGAAUGUGUUGAGGUUGAGGGGUAAUCUACUUAAAGUCUCCGCUUUGACAGCUUUAAAGGAAGCGAACAUGUUAAAAGAACUUGAUGUAUCCAGUAAUGCCUUAGAAGGACCUGUAGGUCCGUCGACAGUGCCUUCACUAAGCUAUUUGGAGACUCUUCAUUUAUCUGAUAAUACUUUUGCGAGCAUACGACGUGGGGCUCUUGCAGGUCUUACAAAUUUGACUCUGUUGAAUCUACAUAACAACCAAAUAGAUGUGCUUGAGGAUUACGCGUUUAAACAUUUAACUAACUUGUCUCAUUUGGAUUUGUCUCAUAAUGAAAUCGUAGCAGUCUCUGGUGCUUCAUUAGCUCAAUUGGCAAAUUUGGCGUAUUUGGAUUUGUCUCACAAUUUCCUCCGGUCAUUGUCGGCUGACCCACUCAAAGCUCUCAAUCGUUUAACAAAUCUUCUUCUUCAUGACAACGACAUAUCCAUGAUCGAAGAGGGUGCCUUAACACUCCACAAAGAUUUGCGAAGAUUCACUAUCGAAGAUAAUCCACUUAAUUGCGAUUGCUUAAUGGCCGGCUUUGCGAGGUGGUUGCGGGAGGCAAAAAAUCUGCCUCAAUCUGAUAAAUCAGCCGCAGUUUGUGCCACGCCACCUCAUUUGGAAGGAGCAUUAAUUUCCCGACUAUCUAAAAACAAGCUAUGUGAUGAUGACCACGUUGAGAACAAAGCUAUAGAUCAAGCUAACUAUGAUUAUAACAAAGUAGAUGAUAAUACUAUAGAUGUUGAUAAAAUUGAUGAUUUAUUGUAUGGUGAAAGAAUUGAUGGUUUGGAUGAUGAUGCUUAUGACGAAGAAUUGGAGGUUCCCGGGGAAGAAGAUUUGCCGAUAUCUAAAUCAACGGUGCGUUUAAUGGAUGCGUGGUAUGAUGAUGAAGAAGUACAUUUGUCCUGGACAAUAGAGCCUCUCUCGACUCUUCGAUAUCGUUGCACAGGUGUGACAGCUUCCAAAGCUGGUGGCCUUCCCAAGCACAUCGCCUGCCAUAGAGCACCACCGGCUAAUAUCGUGUUAAGAGGUUUUAAAAUUGAUCCCUUAGAAAAGUAUACGUUUUGUGUCGCUUUAGAAGAAAUGGAUACCAAAGAUAUGCCCAUAGCCUUAGUUUUGGGUUGUGGAAUGCCAUCUUUGGUCAGACAACGAGUUGAGUACAUCACAGUACGCUCUGAACCCAUUACUGUACCCAUGUUAGAACCUAUAAGAGUCUCCGAAGUACGAUCCAACAUUACCAGCGAUGGAUUGCUAACUGUCCUAAUAUCCGUUUUGGGAAUACCGCCUCCGAACCAAUACGUUUUACCAAGAUCCCAGAGAGUGUCAAUGCCCGACAGAUAUCUACACAAUUGCUAUGUAAUAUUAGCAGUUCUGGAUAGAGGGUCCUUAGUGGCCCAAAAAGAUACGCCGUGUCAGGAUACCUUGGAAGUAACAAUGGAAGGCUUUAUAAGAGGUCCAUAUGAAGUAUGCGCAACCAUUUCGAAGUUAAAAACUGACAGUGUACAUAAAAUUUGCAUUGUCCCACAACUUUUAGAACCAGUUGGAUCAUUACAAAUGAAGACCGGACUUAAAAAUCUAAACACGGCCCUAGUAGGACUUGCUUUAGGACUUAUGAUUAUUGUUAUAGCUCUUGUAUGGUUUGUUAGAAAGAUGUUGAAAAAACCUGCUGAAUUUCAAACCCACAGAUGUUUCAGGCCUGAGCCAGUUGCAGAGGAAAAUACAAGAGCUAGUUAUGUAAUGUUGACAACUACAGCUACAUCUAAAGUAUGA